GCUGGGGGCUGUAGAGGGACUCAGCCGGAGAGCCACUGCGGAGCUGACCAUCGGCAUUUACAGCCGGGACAGGUGCUGUCAAAUAUCUGUGUGGAUCUGGCAGGUUGUCAUACAUAUUCUGCAGAUGGGACAAGUAUGGAGUGUCCCAGCAUGGCAGGCUGGGUCAGGCCGGCGGGACCCUCCCCUCAGUGCCGGGGGGGACAGUGGGGGGGCCGCAGUGUCUCUGUGAGCGACUGGACGCCGGGCCAGGUGUUCCACGGUGCCUGCCCCGGACGGCUCGGACCGAGCUCAACGCUGUGCGAUGUCAUCUCCAUGAGCCGCGUGAGGAAGGCAGGAUCCGGCCCCUGAGCGCGUUAACGUCGACGGCCUUCGUGCGUUCAGGAGGAGCGCGCGGCUCGUGUCAGCGGCCGUCUUCAUGAAGGGAGUCCUCUGGAGGAAGAGCCAGAGAGACAGAAUAAUGAGAGCACCACCGACGCUUCUUUGUUAUGUCGGUGAUGGGCGGCCAUGUUUGUAAUUAAACCGGGUAUAGGCUGUGCGCGUGUGGUGUGUCGGCUAUAUGCGAUUGAAGAGUGUAAAUGUGUGUGUGUGUGUACGUGCACGUGCACCAGCGCAUGUGCGUGUGUGAGAUUUAUGUGAUUUAAAAAUGUAAAUGUGUGUGUGUGUGUGUGUACAUGCGCGCGUGUGUGCGCUCGUGUGUGUAUGUGCACCAGCACACAUGCGUGUGCGUGUGAUGUAUGCGAUUUAAGAUUGUAAAUGUGCGUGUGCGUAUGUGCGUGCGUUUGUGUUUGUGUUUGUGGUGUGCUCUGAGUAGGUGCGUCCUUUGAGCCCAGCCCAGCCCAGCCCAGCCCAGAUGUUUUGCUGAUCGCUGGUGUUCUGGGUGCAGUGGAGCUGUCCACACCGCACGGGUGCUGAAAUCAACCACUUAUCAUGAUGGAUGGAGGCAGGAGAAAGGGACUGUGCGAGUGUGACAGGAGCAGAGAGGAAGAGAGGCGGAAUGGGUGGAAGAUGAAAGGAAACGAGAAGUCGUUUGAAACAGAAACAUGAGAGGAAAAUGAAACAGAAUGUCUUAGUGUGAUUGAGAAGAAAAUAUGAAAUUUUAAUAAAAGCAUAAUCUUUUUUUAAUUGCACAUGUACACUGACAUAAUGUAGAUGAUAAUGGCCAUGCACCAUAAAUGAUAUUUAUUUUGUUUAGGUGCUUGUCACAGACACUCAGGUUGUGGCUACCCAGGAAGCGCUACCCGGCCUGGGAUGCCCACUUUGUGGACCGGCGUCUGAGGAGAACCAUCAAUAUUCUGCAGUACAUCACGCCCAGCGCCGCAGGGGUCCGCUAUCGAGACGGACCCCUGCUAUACGAGCUGCUUCAAUACAUCCGCACCAUGUACCUGGGCAUUCAGAGUCGGCGGCAGAAGGCGCACCAGCGGCGGUUCUACUGGGCCAUGAUGUACGAGUACGCUGAUGUCAACAUGCUGCGGCUCCUGGAGACCUUCCUGGAGAGCGCCCCCCAGCUGGUGCUACAGCUCUGCAUCAUGAUUCAGAAGAACCGGGCCGAGACGCUGCAGUGUAUGUCCUCCGUUGGGUCCCUCGUGUCCCUGGCCUGGGUCCUGGCUUCCUACCACAAACUCCUGCGGGACUCUCGGGACGACAAGAAGAGCAUGAGCUACCGCGGCGCCGUGAUCCACUUAUUUUGGCGGCUCUUCACCAUCUCCUCACGGGUGCUCUCCUUCGCCCUUUUUGCCUCCAUCUUCCACCUCUACUUCGGCAUCUUCGUGGUGGUGCACUGGUGCGCCAUGGCCUUCUGGGUGGUGCACGGGGGCACCGACUUCUGCAUGUCCAAGUGGGAGGAGGUCCUGUUCAACAUGGUGGUGGGCAUCGUCUACAUCUUCUGCUGGUUCAACGUGAAGGAGGGCCGGACCCGCUGGCGCAUGGUGGCCUACUACUCGGUGGUGCUGCUGGAGAACACGGUGCUGACCUGCCUGUGGUACGCGUAUCGGGACCCCGCCACCACCGACCCGUACGCCGUGUCGGCGCUGUGCGGCGUGUACCUCAGCUUCGCCUCCGGGGUGCUCUUCAUGUUCCUGUACUACGGCGUGCUGCACCCCAUGGGCCCCCGCGUGCGCGUGCUGGCCAGCUCCUGCUGCGCCGAGCUGCUCUGGGGGCUCCCGCUGCCCCCCGAGGCCGAGCCCAUGGCCUCCACCCCGGGGCCCCGUGGCUCCCAGGCCACGCCCAGCAGGGGCUCCACGGGGGACCACACGGAGGAGGAGGAACUGGCAGGGGACACCUGCCUGCCCGUGUUCCAGGUGAGGUCCACCACGCCCACCACCACCAGGGGCCGACCCUACCGCCCGGAGGGGCCCCUCAUCAAGAUAGACAUACCCAGGAAGCGCUACCCGGCCUGGGAUGCCCACUUUGUGGACCGGCGUCUGAGGAGAACCAUCAAUAUUCUGCAGUACAUCACGCCCAGCGCCGCAGGGAUCCGCUAUCGAGACGGACCCCUGCUAUACGAGCUGCUUCAGUAUGAGUCCUCCUUAUGAGACCUCAUCCCUCCCUCCCUUCCUCCGUACCGCUCUCUCUCUCUGUCUCCCUCUCAAUUCCCCUCUGUCUCUUUCUCUCUCUGUCUUUCUCUGUGUCACCACGCCUGUUUCCCAUUCACCUGCGUUUGAUUUGUUUGUUCCUUGACAGAAGCGUAAAAUGUUUGUGUCACCGUCUCCAAGUCCGUUUUCAUAUGUUCAAAUUGUUCGUUAAUGAAAACCAAUAUAAAAAGAUGACAUGUAGCAACAAAAACAGGUUAAAACAGCUGAAAGUAUAAGUGAUAUAUUUUCAGUUGCUUUAACACGCAUAAGCCUACAGAUGUACGAUAAACGGAUAAGCUGUUUUAGGUUUGGGUGCCUGUCAGAGUGUGUAAAUGUACAGCGUUUAAGUGUUUCAGUGUUUCUGCUUCACAGAUGUGAUGGUCAUUACUGUCUGUACCCAAAGGAGGAGCAUCUCUUGUCGCAGGGCGUGUGUUGACUAACGCUGCCGACAGAGCAUGAUGGGAAGGAUGGAGGCUAGGUGAUAGCGCCCCCCCCCCCCCACCCUGCAGACUGCUCAAUGCUAGCCACUUCCAGGCCCAGUCCAGGGGGCCGUUUUAAGCAGUUAGUGUAUCCGCUCUGAAAAUCCCGAGACAAAAAUGAGCCAUUUUUUCUUCAACUGCAAAUGCACCCACAUCUCUUCUUCAACUCCGUUCUUCCUUUUUCGUUGGUUAAAUGCCUUGCUCCGGCUCUUGCGCAGAGAGUAAACACGAUUUUCUCUCUUUCACCUACACCUAGUUCUGCCUUUUUUCAGAGAGAGAACGCUCCCUUUUUUGUUGUUCUUUUCUGAGCAAACACCCUCUUCUACAAUUUUCUGGGUGAACGCCCAUGUUUUGUCUCUUGUACAGAGACUGAACCCCCAGCCCUGCACAGCCUUUACCCCCCCCCCCCCUUCCCCCAUUACUUAAGCUCUGCUGAAUCUGUGCAGGUUACUGAAUUUGCCGAUAUCACUGUGACCACUGCAGGUGGCAGAUCGUAUUUAAGACCCACCAAAGCUCGCUCAUUUGGUGCUUGCAGUGUUACAGUGGCAUUACGAGUCAGACCGCCUUAAAAAAAUGAUCUCUCUCUUCGAAAACGAUGUCACUAUCAAGUAAUACGAUGAGUAAUAUUUUCAAUUAGCAUUACUGCAGUAGAGUGUCCCCUUCCCUCUUUUGCAUUAUGAAAAGCUUCAGAGCAGAAAUCUUUUGUCAGUGGCUUCCUUGGAAUUUAUCGAUAACGGAUUUUUCGGUAAGGUAUCUAGCGUGAUUGUUUUGUUUCCCGAAAUGAGCGUGAACAAAUUCAAAAGGCAACGAUACACAUACGUACAAGCUUCUGAAGUAAAUGCCAGAACAUUUGCCAACCAAUGGACUCUCACCAAAAUCCAAAGCACAGCCUAAACACCGUGAUUCAAAAGCUCGCGGCAAAGACAUAGGUGUUAGGCGAGGUGUGCCACCAGCUGAAGACGUAGAGCAUCGAUCAGUACAGAGCCUUCCCACAGUCCUGUAUUUAUUAGCGUGAGAGUCAUAUUAGUGCUACACCUUCGCAAAGCGCAGUUAAAAUGGCAAUAACUGCGUUUGAUUGAUUCCUCUCCUCUUAACGUCCGGCGGCGUGGGAGUUUAGAUUUACAGUCAUUUCCCCCGUUUCAGAGUGGCGGUGAAUCAAUGUAGAGCUAUUUUCAUAAAAAAAAAAAAAGGAAACAGUCAUUUGGGCUUUCUGUGAAAGUGCUGCUCCACUCUCGGCGGUCUUUCAGAGAUGAAAAAUAGAACUAAGUGCAUUCCAUUUUUCACAUUUGAGAAAAUAUGUUGUUUUUUUUCGUUUAGAAAAUAGCACAAUUUUUAAACGUGCGGCGUACUGCUGCUGCACACGGUGAGGUCGGCAAUGAAUCCAGACGGAUCAAAUUUAUAUCGGCUAAGAAUCAGCCGUAUUUUCCCAAAGAACCGAAGCUGUCACCGCUCUCCAGGCAAGCAAACAGCCAGAGCAAAAGCAACGGUUAUGGAUAUAAAACUUUAAAAGAUGACGUUUAAAAGCACAGACCACUCUCCUGCCCUCCCAUCAUCCCUCUGCUCCUCCCAACAUAUCAAUUCUUCCUCUCCUCCUUUAUCUUCUUCCCCUUCUAAAUCCUUCCUCCUCUUUCGCAGAUCGCGGUUCAAAUUGAAUUCAAUUUCAGUAAUAAACUCAACAAGGUGCCAGUGUAUGUCACUGAUUCCAAAGGGGAUCCUGACAUGCACACAUGUUUUUCAGUGUGUACUGUGACUCUUUCAUUAUCAUGUUUAUUUUUCGAUGGCUUAGAUAUAAGAAUGUGAAAAAAAAAAUCUACAUUUUAAAGCUUGUGAAAAUAGAAGCUAUCUUUGCCUGAAUAUACCUGAAUUUUUGUACACAGUCUAACCAGGUCAGCCUGGCAGUUUCAAAGCGGGACGCGUUUCUUAACUCCCUUAGCGUGCGGGGCUCACCACUGUCGCCCUCUGCUGGCCGCUGUCUAAAAAAAAAGCCAAACCACACCUGUAAACACACCUGUACUGUAAUCCACCGUCUUGGUCUGUGGUGCACUUGGCCUCCAAGUAUCUCGCUGUCAGGGAUAAAAUUUGAUAGGCGUGUACAAAUUGCAUCAUCAUCGGUACUAUGACGAUCAUAAAGCUAAUAGCGAUAAGCAUUAUUAUCGGGUGCGCGUGAGAGUUUGAGCGAUGGGUCAGGACUUCGAGGAGCGUCCAGGUGCUUCACAGAGAGGAAGAGCCUUCUCUCUUCCUGCAGGUUACCGGCUGGGCGCUGCCGGCAAGCCCAGGCCUGAGCAGUGCGGGUGAGACCAGGGGAGAAGGGUUCUUGCCGGGGAUGGAAAACAACCCGAGGCCAGCCCGCGGGGGGGGGGGGGGGGAGUCCACGCGCAGAGUUUCCAAGGUCCUCACGAGGUCCUGUCUGGGCGUCCCUCGCCCCUCUGGCGUUCUUCCCGCCCGCGGAUCCCGCUCGGUCUCGCCGAGACGGCGUCGUCCGUCAGGCGUGACCGCGUCUGCGCGUGGGCGUCGCCGUACUUCCGCAGGCUGGCCUCCCGGACGCUCGGCUCGGUUCGGCCGCGUUGGGCUCCAUCCUUGGUUGCUGCUCGCCCUUCCUCCUCAGCAGCGAGGGACUCAGGUGUAUUCUGGUGCAGAUUCUUUUUUUUUUAAUUUUUUUUUUUUAGGGAUUUUACCUAGGGUGGGGCGGGGAGGGGUGGGGGAUAAACGGAGAUCAUGUGGGAGCAUGCAAGUAGCCCUUCCCCCCGUCACAUCUUUGUCAUCUGUGAUUGGCCAACCCUGCCACCUCUGUCGGCAUUAGGUCCCUUUCCAGGAAUUGAGUACCAUGGGAAAAUUCAGCCACUUUAUAACCUUUUUUUUUUUAGAUGAGCCUGUACACACAACUUUCAGAUCAUAGGAUAUGUCUGGACUUCAUCAAUUUUCUCUCUCCCCGACCAAGUCCUCCCCUCCUGUCCCACUCUGCGGGUGGCAAGGUCAUUGGAAGAGCACAUCCAUGCACCUCCCCCAGGGUCUCCUUUUCCAUCCCGCACAAUUCUGGCUCGCUGUUGUUUGCUGGAGAAUCUCUCUUCUUUAGGGUCUGCAUGCAGGCACAAAUACUGGGCUUUGAAUAGAAUAUAAUAGCAGCACAGAUUGGGCCGUAGUGUUGGGACCUCAUGGUUUCCAGAUUGAGCUGGUAGAUUUAGACCUUAUGGUUGCCAGUAUGGGUCACAGAUUUGAGUCCUCAGGGUUACCAGAUUGGGGUGUAGAGGUGGGGACUCAUGGCUGCCAAUUUGAGCUGGUAGAGUUGGGCCUAAUGGUUGCCAGAUUGGAUUAUAGAUAUGAGACCUCAGGGUUGAUAGAUUAGGCUGUAGGGUUGGGGCCUCACAGAUUCCAAAUGUUGCAUUGUACUCAACCACACUUCCUGCAUCAGUGAGCUAUGUUUAAAAGAGGGGAGAGAGGGGGCUUUCCCACUGCAAUUCCAUUAGUUUCUUCACAUGAAAAACAGCACAGGGCCCAGGAUGUAUAUAAUUUAGUACUGGACCCUGAUGUCAGUUGUUUCAAUAAUCACUUAGGUUCAAUUGAUAAAAAUGGAUUCAAUAAUAAAAAAAUAAUAAUUAUCAUGCAGUAAUAAUAAUAAUAAUAAUAAUAAUAAUAACAGUAAUAAUAACUGUAAUAAUAAUAAUAAUAAUAAUAAUAAUGGAUUUGCAUAUAUAUAAAACCUUUAAUCUAAGAGCUCUUUACAGUGGGGUUGGGGACUCCCCUCAAACACCCAUGAUGUGUGUCCCCCACCCCUGUUACACCAGAACACUCAUAAUGCUUAUCAGCUCUGGCAGAGGGUGGAAUUUACAGUGCCAAAGUAAGCAUGGGGAUGAUUAAAUUAUUUUCUGGUGUAUUUGUUCCAGUGACAUCAGAUUUCUUCCCAUACAAAAAGCACAAGAUAUUUUUGUUGAAAUAGUUUUUAUAAAGUGUAGCCCACUGCAUCCAUAACCAUGUCCUAAACUACUGCCACAUGCAUUUUGGCCCCAGAUUUUUCCUUUUACUUUAACCACUGUAUUAAAAUGUUUUCACCCAACUAAUAUAUGGCAGUAAGUGGUCUUUGCAAACAGCAAUGGAUAUCUUAAUAUUCCAAUAUCAUUGAAGCAGAAGUAUUUAUGUUGUCACUGUUUAAACCAAAGUUUUAACAGUUUUCUUCCUAGUUUGAUGAAUAACAAAUAUCUGUUUUCAUCCAACUAAUGUUCAGGAGAAGGUAGUUUAAGCCAAGCUUUAAACUUUAAACAUGAAAUAAUAUAAUAAUAUUGCAAUAUUACAACGGCAGAAAUGCAUUUUCUUAAGUCUUUGUAUUUUUUUAUAACCGCAAUGAAAUAAGUUGAUGAAAAUUGCACGACUCUCUUCUGUUUUCAAGCACUGCAUGUAUCUACAAAAAAAAAAAAAACAACCAGCCCCCUCUCCUCGAACACCUGACCCCCCUCCCUCCUCUGUGCCUUUUCUCCAGUGGGGGCAGUGACCCCUUCCCCCCCCCAUCAGGGCUGGCCCUCCAGCAAACAGCAAUGCCAGUACUGUAUUACGUGUGUGUCUGUAUGUGCUCGCGCGUGUGCGUGCGCGCGCAUGUGUAUGUAUGCGCCAGUGCAGUAACACAACACAUCUGUACAUGAGCAUGUGUCAAUGACAUGAGACUAUACCGCCAUAUAUUAUACAUUCCAGUGUUGCUAUGGUUAUAAUAUUCUGGCUGACGUGAAGUUGUGGUGCGACUGACGAUUGGAACGGAGCGUCUCUCAAACGGGGGCGGCGCCGCGUGAGAGACGUUGCCAGGGUGACUGCGUUAGGAGGGCGUCUCGAACCUCGUUCGUCUCUGAGCUCGAACAGGAGUGGGUCCAUCGACUCGGCCUGCCGUCUUGCCGGCCAGCAGAAUAGUGUGAGAUCUAGGUGGUGAUUGAAUUAAGGUGCCAUACAGGGUGUUAUACAUUUAAAAAAAAAAAAAAAAAAACUAAACUAAAGGGCGUGACACUUAGA
Molecule: messenger RNA, 8038 nt
Organism: Anguilla rostrata (American eel)
Lineage: Eukaryota; Metazoa; Chordata; Actinopteri; Anguilliformes; Anguillidae
Product: XK-related protein 6-like
Exons: 5
Coding region: 1173-2531 (452 amino acids)
Biological process (GO): phosphatidylserine exposure on apoptotic cell surface; engulfment of apoptotic cell; apoptotic process involved in development
Cellular component (GO): plasma membrane
Source: RefSeq, a predicted model, not a curated record